Messenger RNA from Cyprinus carpio (common carp), 1747 nucleotides. RefSeq names its product ARF like GTPase 10 (gene arl10). The record is from RefSeq and is a predicted model, not a curated record. Gene Ontology annotation, molecular function: GTPase activity; GTP binding. NCBI's taxonomy places the organism in Eukaryota, Metazoa, Chordata, Actinopteri, Cypriniformes, Cyprinidae.
CUUAACGAAAAUGCAAAAUAAUCAAGGUAUUUCUAUAGCUGUAUGUUAAUUGCUUUUCAUUUUAAAUCAAAGGAACCAAGGCAAAUCCAGAAGUGUGCAGUUGCAGUUGUCAACGGUGCAUGGGCAUCUCUAUCAAGAAUAAAGAACAUGUAAAGGAAUUUGGUCAACAAGGGGAAGUCAUCCUUCUCCAAAUUUCAACUAAACAACGCCCUCCAACGGCGAGCAGGAGAGGAUGACUUGUUAAUCGAUUUGAACUUUUUUUUUUUGUCUGUCUCUUUGUUAGUUUUUGUAAUUUGUUUUCAAAGCAAAAAUGUUUCAGUAUACACCACAGUUUUAGUGUUAUACACAUACCACGGUACAACAAUUUACAGACAGCAAAUUUAAGUUGAACUGCAAUUAAUUAUUAUUUUUUUAUUAUUAUUAUUGUUAUUAUUAUUAUUUUAGGGUCUACCAUGCGAAACUAUGUUACCAUCCUUCAUUUGUAAUCUCAAGACUUGACGGUUUCUCCGCCCCUUGUCUGUCACCCGCUGGAACGAAACUGGGCGCGUGCUUUUCAAAACAAGCCAGGGCGGAUCACGUGCACUGGAGAGCAAAAGCGGCAGCUCGCGCACCGAAUACAGCAUUUGGGUUCAGGUGCGCUCAUGGUUGUACUGCGUCAUAUCUCCGUGGCGUUCAGCGCCGCUAUGGCUGCGGUCGGGACUGCGCUGUUUAUCGCACUCAAUCUUUUUUAUAAAAGACGAGUAUGGACACCAGAGUCAGACUACUACACGUUAAAAGAGGAGGGAGGGGAGCGCAGUGAGAAGCAGGUGCUUGUUCUUGGGUUGGAUGGUGCUGGUAAGAGCAGCGUUCUGCAGGGGCUGAGUGGAGCAGGCUCCAGGAGGGGCUGCAGACCCACACGCGGCUUCAACUUCAUCAGCCUACACACACCUGCCUGCCAGCUGGACUUCUUGGAAAUUGGAGGUGGUGAAGACUUGCGAAUGUACUGGGUGGAUUACCUAAGGAGAACACAUAUCUUGGUGUACGUGGUGGACUCCUCUGAUAGAGGCCGGCUCUCUCAGGCCAAAGACGAGCUCCAUCGAUUACUUAAAGCAGACACUGAUCUACCAGUGGUGGUCUUGGGAAACAAGCAGGAUAAGCCUGAUGCUGUUACCGUCCCAGAGCUGCGUGAGGCUCUCUCACUGAGCUCAGUGGCUGAUCAGAGGAAGCUUUUCCUACUGGCUGCUCAGUCAGGAUCUGACGGAUUAAGCAGAACCUGUGGCCUCCAAAAGUUCAAAGACCUGCUUCUGACAUUGGUAUGAAACCAAGCUGCCAUUUGAAGGUUGGCACUACUGUGCCAGAAAGGACAGGCAAAGGGAUCUUAAGGAAUGAGGGAGCAUUCGAUGUAUUGGUUUCAUCCUUGAAUAGUGCAAAAAGUAAGGAGCACUUGCGUCAUGGCAAUGCUAUUGUUGAGACAUUGAAGGAGUUGAACAAACACUUUUUUCUUUUUUCAAAAUGACUACUGUGGGCAUUAUUGCUGCUAGUUACAAUGUACAAUAUAUCACUUGUCAGAAAUAGGAUUAUUAUAUUUAGUAUUACAAAGAGCACAUUACAUAUGCUUUAGCUCUGCAUGUGGAGUCAACUUGGCGAAUCACAGAAAGAAACAGGAAAUUGUGUUUUGCUUGACAAUGAAUAUUUCUUGUACAUGUUUCGCAUAUACCCUUCCUUUGAUCUACACACACACACACACACACGUGUGUGUAUGUGUAUA